GACGACGGCAGCGGCGGCGGUGCCGCCGACGGCGCCGCCAACCGCGCCUGCGGCGGCGCGCGGCGCUUUCUAGGGCACGCUGCGCCCCUCUGCUCGCGCGCCGCGCCCCUGCCUGUGGCGCGGGCUCGGAUGGACGCUCCCCAGUGGGAGCUGGCGCACUACGGAAACGGCUCGCUGGCGGGCCCUGCUUGGGGGCGCUGGGAUCCUUGGAGUGGGGGCCCGCCCGCUGCGGCCGUCGAGGGCGGCAGGGGCGGCGCUGGCUGCCAGGAUCCAGCGCCUCUGCUGUUCUUCGACUGGGACGACACGAUAAUGCCGACCACCUGGCUGAUGGAGCAAGGCAUCUUGGGAAACGACGACUGGGCGGUUGCCCAGCCGAGCCGUCUGCAGUCACGGUGGCUUGCGCAGGCUGCCAGCGCGGCGGCGGCGACCCUGGUUGCGGCGAAGCAGAUCGGGACGGUGAGUGCGGCCUGCCUGUUGCUGCUGUUUCGCAGGGACCUGUUCUAUGCACCACGUCGUUUGGUCGGCCAAGGAGAGGGAAUUCGGCGAAGGACUGCGGUGUACACGCAGACGUUCCAGCGCCCCACAGCCAGGACAAAUGGGCAUCCUCGAGGGCGCGAGGUUGUUCGCGCUCCGCGCUUCGCGCUUCGCGGUGCGGCCCCGCUUCCUCCUCAUUCUCCUCUGCUACCCUGGGGGGCGGCGCGAGAGAGCGUGAAGUUCUUCGCGCUUCGCGCUUCGCGCAGCAGGCAGCGCGACGCCAGGCGCCCUUCUGGUGCAUACUCCGAGCCCCUCCUCUUCCUCCUCCUCCUCCUCCUCCUCCUCCUCCUCCCUCUCCUCCUCCUCCUCCUCCUUCUCCUCCUCCUCCUCCUCCUCCUUGGGAACCGCAGGCCACCCGAC
Molecule: messenger RNA, 894 nt
Organism: Prorocentrum cordatum
Lineage: Eukaryota; Dinophyceae; Prorocentrales; Prorocentraceae
Source: the annotation of a GenBank genome assembly